AUGCUUUUGCAGCUAAUCUCGCAUUUAAAAAAUAUGGCUGUUUGGUCAGCUUGAAAUUAUUUAAGUUCAACUGGAAAAUUUGAUCCAAAGCAUCAAUCAUAUGCUCAUCCCAUAGUCUCCUAUCUUAUUACAAUAACUAGCUGUUUUUUUCUCUUAUGAAAACUCAGCGAUGAAAAAGACACAAAGCCGACAUCUACACAAUUAAAACUGGGAAUCUUUUUAUUUAUAUAUGCUUUUAUUGUUUUUAUAUCCCGUUGGCGACAAGAUAGUAAUAGAUAAUUAGAGCAAAUCGCGAUAUAUGACAUGUUUUGGCAAUGCAAUGUCAGCUUAAUCAUUACUGCUUUAAGUUCAAUUUUAGGAAGAAUAGAUAUUAUGUGUGCUGGAGCUGCAGCAGUUGCGCUUGACCAAACGCUUUAUUGGCUAGAUGCUAUCAGCUUUUUACUGACUGGAAAAUUUAAAUUAGGAGUAGCUAGAUAUUUGACGUGGAAAGAAACGACAUGAACAAAAGUGCUGACUGCAACUCAUCAUUUAUGAUUUAUUCCUCUCACACUUUUAGCAGCAGAAGAAAUGCCUUGGAGGUCGUUUCCGAUGUCUGUAUGAAUGGUUAUAUUAGUCACAAAUAUGAGCAGACUUUGCAUCCCUUUCGAAAUUCCUUUUAAAACACAAAUGAAAUAUAUGAACGUAAAUUGUGUGCAUGAAUGCUGGAAAGAUAUAAAGUUCCCACUUUUUCACAUAUUUGACCAUAAGGGGUGGCUUGGAGCAUUUGUGCUGCUAAAUUUUAACUGGAAUGGUGGGAAUUUUGUUGGGUUUUUGAUUUAUAAGUUUAUUGCAGAUUUUGCUUAUGGAAGUUAA
Molecule: messenger RNA, 852 nt
Organism: Blepharisma stoltei
Lineage: Eukaryota; Ciliophora; Heterotrichea; Heterotrichida; Blepharismidae
Source: the annotation of a GenBank genome assembly